Messenger RNA from Acipenser ruthenus (sterlet), 5942 nucleotides. RefSeq names its product cyclic nucleotide-gated olfactory channel-like. Gene Ontology annotation, cellular component: plasma membrane; intracellular cyclic nucleotide activated cation channel complex. The record is from RefSeq and is a predicted model, not a curated record. Gene Ontology annotation, molecular function: protein-containing complex binding; cGMP binding; intracellularly cGMP-activated cation channel activity. The transcript has 7 exons. NCBI's taxonomy places the organism in Eukaryota, Metazoa, Chordata, Actinopteri, Acipenseriformes, Acipenseridae. Bases 3064 to 5091 code for a protein of 675 amino acids. Gene Ontology annotation, biological process: monoatomic cation transmembrane transport.
CAUUGUGCUACAGUGUAUGAACAUCAUUUCAAGGGGGGUUUAUAACUAAGGCUGUAAAAAAUUCAGGGUAAAAAAUUGCUUAUGUCACUGCAUCUCAAAAUAGGUAUUUCAAGAUUUUUCACGGCCAAACAUAGUAUUUUUGAAAGCAAAAUUGAUCAUUUUGUCUGGAGUUGUUAUUCAACAAAUGUUCCUAAAUAUUUAAAUGCUUAUCUGAAAAACAUUAAAUGCUAAAUUGUAGAAUAGUUUUUAUGUACACCAUUUAAAGACAUAAUUCACCGAUGGUGAAAGUAAAAUCAAACAAAAUAAAAACAUAAAUAAAUGUAAAAAUAACAACAGACACGUGAAAUGUCCCCUUCUUGUACUACACAGAGCGAUCUUUAGCAGAAAUAUUUCUGAUCUUUGAUGCAGCUGGUGUCUUUUUCAUUGAAGACAUUUUAAACAAAUCAUGCAGCUCUAUGCAAUGUGUUCAAUCAUUAACCGGGAGCAAACAAAGUCGUCUACCAGGUUCCUAAAUGCAGUGUAACAGGUAGUGUGUCGAUAAGGCAAAUGUUUGCUGUAUUUAUUUUUAAGUGAUAAAAAAUAUAUUUAUUUACACUAUUCAUUCAGAAAUGGGAAUUAUCACGGGGAACCACAUAUUACACGGCAAUGGGUAAAUUUAACAGAAUCGUGAUAACCGUGAAAAAAAAUUCAACCUUAUUUAUUACUUCUAUUAAAACAUGUUGUACUUUUAUUGUGUAACAUCAAAUGAGCUGCAUGUUCCAGUCAGAUAGUUUGUUUACUAGCAGGCUGACAGAGUACAAAAUCUAAUGUGUUCUGUAGAGACUUGAAAGACUGCAUCCCCCUGGGAGAUUAGAGCAGAAGCUGCUAAUUACCUGCCUCAGCCAUGAAAGAAUUUCAAGCCUGUCUCAUCAAAUCACAAUUAAAAGUAUUUUAAUUAAACAUAAUAUAGAAGUGGUUGCCUUUCUUUAAGGUUUCAUCAGGUGAGGAAUGUGGGGUAGCUCAAACUCUUCAUCAUCAUGAAAAGAUUUAUCCUACAAAGUUUAAACUACAAAUAGAAUAGCUAAUAUGGGCAACUAUUUGCUGUGAUCUUAAUGGAAUAAUUUUAAAGAGCAAUAAUAUUUUACCAUUUGAAGAGAGAGAAAAAAAAUCUAGUUUUACCCUACAGUUGCUUACAGUAUAUAUCAAUUGCGUAUAGUAAGUGCAAAGCUCUUUGAAAUUCCUCUUGCUGUGUUAUUGGGCAAUGUUUGUGUUUGUUUGCUCCCCUGCUUCCCUACCUUUGAAUGCUAAUCAGUCUCCUUAAGCAGCGUUCAUUAAUUCAUUUUCAAAGGCAGCAGCUGACACAAGAGCGAGAUGGUUUGAAAAGGAGGAAGGGGCUUGUGCCUUCAUCAGAGACUUCUCCUGAAUUUUGAUCAGAUUGCUGCCCGCAUUGAGGAAUGGAGCAUUAAUGAACUCCCAUCAAAGGCAGACCCGCAUCUCCAUCCUGUUUGCUUGUUGUGUUUUUAUAUAAGGACUCUGAUGCUACACUGAUGAUUCAUAUGGUAGUAACACAGACAACAAAAACAAACGGCAACAAAAAACCAGCUCAUCAUAUAGAAACCAAGCACUCACACAGUUGCACCAUGGUGUCAGUGGUCAAGAUCACUGGUAAGUAAUCAUCCAAUGUAAAGCCAGGACAGAGGUACUGAAACAUAAUAAUACCAUUAUUGUUUAAUAGCACCUGUUUCUUAACAUUUCUACUUACACUAAAAUAAGUACAUUUUGAGGUCUGCAUACAGUAUAUCAUAGUGUAUCUAAUAAACUCUUGACAUUUAUUCUGACUUUUACCUUAACACAGCUAAAACUCUCUUUCAAUCAUUUUAUUAUCAUUAUAGUGUGUAUCCUGACUCCUUACAGCCUGUAUUAACAGAUUGAUCGCAGUACUGCAGAAUUUGUCAGAAACCAUUUCAGAAACAGGCUUAAUAUUAAUCACCGCAAAAAUAUUAACCACUUACUGAAACUUUUUUUACUACAUGAUUGUGUUAUUAUACAAUUUAAAAAAUAUUUAACAGUAUAGCCUGGGUCAUUCAAGUUCAACCAGUCCAAUACAGACCUUGCAUCAACAGUAAACUAAAAAGACCCUCCCCAGAUAGUGAUGAGAGGAGCCCUGGGGAGAUGGGAAGCUUGGUGGAAACACUCAAACAAACAUUGCAUUCUCUAACUGGAAACUGAAAUGCAGCUGGUCUAGCAAAAUAUUUCUUUAUGAAACGGAAAGGGACAAUAGCUGUGGCUAGUCAGGAACAAUGAAAGCUUUCCCUCAUAGUGAGCCUCAAUCUUUACCAGAACUACAAGGCAAGAAACUGCUUGUGAUGUGGACUCUGGAAGAGGCUAGGAUCAAACCACUAAACAAGUUACACUUCAGCCAGAUUCAAAGCCAGGCCUCCAGUGGUAAAAGUCAUAGUAGGCUUUGCUUGCAGUGUCCCACCAGCCUUCUAGAACUGUUUUUAUUCUACCAAAAGGUUAUAGAGCCCCCCACUACUCUACUAGAACAAAUUACAAUUUCCUUGAUCACUGUAAAUAGGUGUGGACAUCCAUGAAAAUAUCUAGUUAUAUUCAAAUUAAAAAAGGAAGACUAAAUCUCAUUCCCAUUUAAAGAAAGAAGUAUGCGUAGGUACUGUAGUGUGUCUCAUCUGUCAAUGGCGUUCAUGGUAUUGUCUCUCUUGAUUCCCCUCCCUCUUGAAAGGGACUGUGCUCAUCCCCACAGGAUCACAAGCUGUGCACCGAUGCCAGUGCUGCGCUGCAAGACAUCUCCACAGGGACACAAGGCGGCAGUCGCUGUUAUUCAUCCAGCAAGCAGGACAGGAAAGAGCGAGAGCUUCACCACAGCGCAGAGCAGAGAGGAGGGAAGCUACACAGGCACCUAACUGAGCCAGCUACCAUUUUUCUCCUUUCCAUUUUAUUCCUUGCAAUGGGAAGCCCUGUAAGGAUGAAGUGGGGUUUAGGGCGUGCCGACACCAAUGGUUCUGAGUAAAAUUGGAUUCCUAAGUGGGCCGCUCUGCCCUCAGCUCAGAGUAGUGUGCUGACAAGAUGACUGGGCAGAUGAACAUCGAGAGCAAUGACCUUUCCAACCACAGGCUGUCCGUCAAGACUACCACAGAUGAAGAGCUGGAGCGUAUGGACAACACCCUCAGCAGGGCCCAGUCCAUGUGUGAUGACACCUCCUCAGAGCUGCAGAGGGUGGCCUCACUGGACCCCAAUGGGCUGCACUCCCAGAGCUCCUUCCAAGGGAGGGGGGCGCUCUCAAGGCUGGUGCGGAUGGUGGUGACAUUGAGGGAGUGGGCUCACAAAAGCCUGCAGGAGGAGGAGCAGCGGCCAGACUCCUUCCUUGAGCGCUUUCGAGGGCCGGAGCUGCGGGCCAUUCCCAGCCGGGUCAGCAACUCCCAACAGGACCAAGAGAAGAGCGACAGCAAGGGAACAGACAAAAAAAAGAAGGAAGUGUUUGUGCUGGACCCUGCUGAGAAUCUUUACAACCACUGGCUCUUAAUAAUCGCCAUUCCUGUGCUCUAUAACUGGUGCAUGCUGAUAGUUCGGGCCUGUUUUGAUGAUCUGCAAACUGAAAACUACAUUCUUUGGCUGGUUCUGGAUUAUGUUUCGGAUGCCCUCUACAUUAUGGACACUUUUGUUCGGCUCCGCACAGGUUUCCUCGAGCAGGGGCUGAUGGUAAAGGACCUGGCCAAGCUUAGGGACAGCUACAUCCACACCCUGCAGUUCAAGCUGGACGUGAUCUCCAUCUUACCAACAGACCUGGCUUACAUCGCCACAGGCAUCCACACCCCUGCGAUUCGCUUCAACCGCCUUCUGCGCUUUCCCAGGAUGUUUGAGUUCUUCGACCGGACAGAGACGCGCACCAACUAUCCCAACAUUUUCCGCAUCUGCAAUCUGGUGCUCUACAUCCUGGUUAUCAUCCACUGGAAUGGCUGCAUCUACUUUGCUAUCUCCAAGGCCUUUGGCAUAGGGUCGGACACCUGGGUCUUUCCCAACUUUACAGACCCCACUUACGGCAGACUGACUCGAGAGUACAUCUACUGUCUGUACUGGUCUACUCUCACACUCACCACUAUUGGAGACAUGCCAGCCCCGGUCAGGGAUGAGCAGUAUUUGUUUGUCGUUUUUGAUUUUCUGGUUGGGGUCUUGAUCUUUGCCACUAUUGUGGGAAAUGUCGGAUCCAUGAUCUCUAACAUGAACGCCACAAGAGCGGAAUUCCAGGCCAAGAUCGACUCUAUCAAACACUACAUGCAGUUCCGCAAAGUGAGCAGAGAGAUGGAGGCCAGGGUCAUCAGGUGGUUCGACUACCUCUGGACCAACAAAAAGACUGUGGACGAAAGGGAGGUCCUCAAAAGCCUGCCAGACAAGCUCAGGGCUGAAAUAGCCAUCAAUGUCCACCUGGACACCUUAAAAAAGGUUCGUAUCUUCCAAGACUGUGAGGCCGGGCUUUUGGUGGAGCUGGUUUUGAAACUGAGGCCUCAGGUUUUCAGUCCUGGGGAUUAUAUCUGCCGGAAAGGGGACAUUGGAAAAGAGAUGUACAUUAUUAAGGAGGGGAAAUUGGCCGUGGUAGCUGAUGAUGGGGUCACCCAGUACGCCCUCUUGACAGCCGGAAGCUGCUUUGGGGAGAUCAGCAUCCUCAACAUUGAGGGUAGCAAGAUGGGCAACAGGAGGACAGCCAAUAUCCGGAGCAUCGGCUACUCUGAUCUCUUCUGCCUCUCUAAGGAUGAUCUGAUGGAGGCACUCACUGAGUAUCCAGAUGCUAAGAAGGUGCUGGAGGAGAGGGGCCGGGAGAUCCUGGUAAAAGAAGGACUGCUGGAUGAGUCAGCUGGGAAAGGGGGGGUGGGGGAGGUGGAGGUGGAGGAGAAGAUAGAGAGGCUGGAGUCCUCCUUGGACAACCUGCAAACACGCUUUGCCCGGCUGAUGACGGAGUACAACUCCACCCAGCUUAAGCUGAAGCAGAGGAUCACCUUCCUUGAGAGGAGGGUCAAGUACCUGGGCAGUGGGUACCUCUCUGAUGGGCUGGACAGUACCAAUGACACUGAUGGAACCCGCAGUGAGGGCAUGCAGUGACCCUCCUUCCUGACCAAUUCACUUUAUCAAAUGCUUUUAUUGAUUACUUUCAGUUGUAGGCUGAGACUGUUGGAAGGUCUGCUAUCCUAUGUAACCUGCACAAGAUGUAAUCACUAUAUAAACAAUGCAAAAAAUACAUGUGAAAUAUUUGGUCAGUAGAAUCUGAAAGUUAUGAACACAUAGGGAAUGGAAGAUGUUCAUAACAAUGACAUGUUUGUAACUCUGAAACUGGUACUAUUUUCAAUGAUUGUAUGUAUGUGUACUGUAUUAAUAUAAGGUCUACAUCUUUAAUAUGAUAAAUAAUAAGUUAAAAACAAAAAAUAAGACAGGAGAGCUGUGUUAAACUUGUUUUUUUUUAUAUAAAUCAGAGUUCAUCAUUUGGGAUUUAAAAUACUAAUGUAUCAUAGUUUUUCUCCACUUCAUACUCAACUGUAACUUACAUUAUCGUAAAUUACCUCACCUAAAGGUCACUUGAACCAUAGUGAUCUUAAGACAGAUUUGGCAACUUACGUAACUUACUUAUAGCAACAUGAACAUUUUAAUAUUGGGGUAGAAUAGUUCAAAAUCUAUCAAAUAUUCACCCAUAAAUCAGAUCUCAAAGCUACUGUGAAAAAUACUGGCCAGAGGAACAAAUGUUCCCAGGGCAUGUUUGCAAUGUGUAUACCUGCAUCACAGACGUUUUCUAAAUAUUGAGCACUGGAUUAUUCAUUUGAGUGAAGCCUUAUCUGGCAGGGUUAAUCUAUUUUUACAAAACGCAAAUUGAGUUAUUCUUCGUUAUUCUUGACAACUUUAUUUUGUUGGAAUACAUUUAAAUAAAUAAAUGUGUUCCUAUUUUAAAUACUCUUGUCUCA